AAUGUUGCAUUAACCUGAACGCAUCACAAGCUUCCCCAAAAUUGUACUUGUUUUAGUUUACCGCAUUGCUUAAUUGUUAUUGGCUACUUUUCGACAUUCUUGUUUAUGUAACCAAUUACACGCAUUUAUUUACGUCCACGAGUUUGUGAGAUAUGGCGUAGUGCAAUGGAAACUCAUUAAUUAAUUGUAGUCGUACGCAUUGAAAAUGGCUGAAUUGUUUUUUCGUGAAUUACAAUAAAUUAAUUUCAAUGCUAAUUGCACUGUGAAAUUGACUAAAAUCCAAAUUGCGUAGUCGCGAGUAUGGAUGUGGACGAUUCAGCUGUUGACCUGAGCGUCAGGUCUUUGCCCCCUGAGUUGAGUGAGCUCCGUGCUCUGACGGCCAGCGGGCUGACCAUAACGCCAGCACAGCCUCCCCCACAUGGAGCAAGUGGCAAGCGGGUGCUGCGGCCGCGCUCGGAGCAGCGCAGCUACGCGGAGAGCCCGGACAUCGUGCUGCUGCCCGCCGCGCCGCCGCACCGCAAGCCCAGCGCCGCUCCUUUUACUGACAUGAGCAGCAAGAUGAAUUCUUCAUCAGCGGUCAACGUGUCCAUUACCGCUGCGGCAGCGCCCGAGUCUCCGCGGGACCCCCGCGACGACGACUCGUCCGAUGAUGAAAAUGAACCCCCGAUUCCGCCUGUGGACCGGGAGCUGUCAAGCGCGGAGAUAUGGGAGCGCGAGCGCCUAGUCCGUGCGUUACGAGAAAAACUUCGCGCCGAGGAAACGCGCUUGGUCCUUCUGCGGAAGAUACGUCAGUCGCAGUGUGCGCCGCCCAAGCAGGCGGAGCCGGCGGGCACGGCACUGGCCGGGUCGGGCUGCGUGGUGCCGCCCGGCGUCACCGUCACGCCGGCGCCGCCGCCCGCGCACCAGGGGAACAAGCGGUCGACCAGCACAGCGAACUCGAGCACGGCCUCGUCCAACUCGAGUCGGCGCACCUCCAGCCUGCCCGGCGGCGCCACGCUCACCCCGGGGCCCUACCGCACACAGUCGUCCGGCAGCGGCGCCAGCAUCACGCCGUCCGUCACCAUCACGCCGGCGCCGCCGCCCGCCGCCGCCGCCAGCGCCAAGCCGGCUCAGGAUAACUCGUCGGUGACGAGCAGUACGAGCGACGCAGCAAGUUCGCGCAGCGGCGAGGAAUCUCAGACACCGGCGCAGCGCCAGGCGGCCGCCAAACUGGCCCUGCGUAAGCAACUAGAGAAAACACUACUGCAGAUCCCGCCGCCCAAACCGCCCCCGCCGGAGAUGAACUUCAUCCCCUCCCCCUCCAACACCGACUUUGUAUAUCUAGUUGGGCUGGAGCACGUGGUGGACUACCUCACCAACGAGGAUCGCAUGCCGCGCUCGACAGUCCCAGCCGUCUGCGCGCAGUGCGGCUGCGACUUCACGCCCGUGUGGCGCUGGGAGCGCGCGCCCGCCCGCCGCCUCGACCCCACCUUCACCGCGCCGCCCGCGCCUCCUCAAGCCCGCCGCCUGUGCGAGCUGUGCGUCUCCGGCAACGUCAAGCGCGCACUCAAGGCGGAGCACACGGCGCGGCUGAAGACUGCGUUCGUCCGCGCGCUGCAGCAGGAGCAGGAGAUCGAGCGCCGCCUGUCCGCCGCCUGCGCCUCCCCGCCCGCGCCCGCCACUCCUGCGCCGCCGCCCGCGCACGCGCACCGCCCACAGGUAUAUACUCCAUGUUGCAGCAGGAGCAGGAGAUCGAGCGCCGCCUGUCCGCCGCCUGCGCCUCCCCGCCCGCGCCCGCCACUCCUGCGCCGCCGCCCGCGCACGCGCACCGCCCACAGGUAUAUACUCCAUGUUGCAGCAGGAGCAGGAGAUCGAGCGCCGCCUGUCCGCCGCCUGCGCCUCCCCGCCCGCGCCCGCCACUCCUGCGCCGCCGCCCGCGCACGCGCACCGCCCACAGGAUAUACUCCAUGUUGCAGCAGGAGCAGGAGAUCGAGCGCCGCCUGUCCGCCGCCUGCGCCUCCCCGCCCGCGCCCGCCACUCCUGCGCCGCCGCCCGCGCACGCGCACCGCCCACAGGUAUAUACUCCAUGUUGCAGCAGGAGCAGGAGAUCGAGCGCCGCCUGUCCGCCGCCUGCGCCUCCCCGCCCGCGCCCGCCACUCCUGCGCCGCCGCCCGCGCACGCGCACCGCCCACAGGUAUAUACUCCAUGUUGCAGCAGGAGCAGGAGAUCGAGCGCCGCCUGUCCGCCGCCUGCGCCUCCCCGCCCGCGCCCGCCACUCCUGCGCCGCCGCCCGCGCACGCGCACCGCCCACAGGUAUAUACUCCAUGUUGCAGCAGGAGCAGGAGAUCGAGCGCCGCCUGUCCGCCGCCUGCGCCUCCCCGCCCGCGCCCGCCACUCCUGCGCCGCCGCCCGCGCACGCGCACCGCCCACAGGUAUAUACUCCAUGUUGCAGCAGGAGCAGGAGAUCGAGCGCCGCCUGUCCGCCGCCUGCGCCUCCCCGCCCGCGCCCGCCACUCCUGCGCCGCCGCCCGCGCACGCGCACCGCCCACAGGUAUAUACUCCAUGUUGCAGCAGGAGCAGGAGAUCGAGCGCCGCCUGUCCGCCGCCUGCGCCUCCCCGCCCGCGCCCGCCACUCCUGCGCCGCCGCCCGCGCACGCGCACCGCCCACAGAUGUCGGUGACGCGCACCAGCGCGCGCGCCGCGCCCACGCCGCCCGCGCCGCCCGCCAAGCCCAACCCCCCGCAGCCCGCCAGUCGCAGCUCGUCGCUGGGCACGAGCUCGCUGGAGAGGCACCACGAGCGGCGCGCGGAGGGCGAGGCGCCCGCCAAGAAAGGUAAAGCAGGCUCGUCUUCGAGCAGCACGAGCCAGAGUAGUAGCAGCAAGCCGCAUCAGCAGUUCGCGGCGGCGGCGGCGGCGCAGAUGGCGUUCGAGCAGCACUCGGCGGCCGCCAUGCAGGCCCUCCAGCACCAGCUGUUGCGAGGUCAGAUAGGUCUGAGCGGCGCGGGCGCGAGCGGCAGCAUGUCGCCGGCGGCGGCCGCGGCCGCCAUGAUGCAGUUCAGCCCGCUGCUCUACACCUACCAGCUCGCUAUGGCACAAGCUUCGGCGUUAGGCAAGCGGUCGGGUAAAAAUAGCAGCGGCAGCAGCAGCGCGGCCAUGGCAGAAAUGCAGCGCGUGGCCGAAGCCCAGCGCCAGUACCUCCUCGACAUGAUCCCCGGCCAACACGCGCGAAACCCCUGGACCAAGAACUAGCGAGGUCAGGUGGGAGGCUUCGGAAGAUUUAGAUAAAGACUAGUAAGAAAUUUACAUAGGUGAGCACCUAAGGAGUGGGCUUGUCGUAACAUAAGUAUCUUUUUAACGAUUUAAUUAUAAAUUAAUGAUACAUAAUAAUGCACAAGAUUUAAAAAUACGUAAUUGUCUAGACAACCGGUAAGUUACAGUAAUAAAUGUAAUUAAUUUAAGACGAUCGUUUUGUAUGUCUGGUUUUAAAAUAAUAAAUAAUUUUAAGAUUACAA
Messenger RNA from Cydia splendana, 3491 nucleotides. It is a transcript of the gene simj, whose product is annotated as serine/arginine repetitive matrix protein 1. The record is from RefSeq and is a predicted model, not a curated record. Gene Ontology annotation, biological process: negative regulation of transcription by RNA polymerase II. Gene Ontology annotation, cellular component: NuRD complex. Lineage: Eukaryota; Metazoa; Arthropoda; Insecta; Lepidoptera; Tortricidae.